GUGAAAUAAGGACAGCUGGUCAAGGGGGAUCAAGGCUACAUCGAAUACCGGCAAUCUUCUGAAGCUUCAGGUGCCGGUAAAUGCAGCCUGCCGGAAUGUCCAGAUUGGCGCGACGUGUCAAAUCAUCAUAUCUUUUGGUCCUCGCUCGGAUCGGCAGUGUUUCUUUAUCCGCCCCCUUUUGAUUUUCAAAUCCCAGUUGGUCGAGACGUUACGCGUUAUGGUCAACCCGACCAAACAACUUGCUCUCUCUAUAUAAUGUACAGUGUUCGAACGACUCAUUUCAAUCCAACCACAGCCAACAAAUCAUCUCUCCUGUUGAAUAUACAAUCAUGGUUUUCUACGCAUAUGUCAAAUAUGUCACGGAUAACUCGGGCUAUCGAUACGUGAUUACCUUUGCCAGUCGCGAAGUUGCGGAUGAGUGGUGGCGUGCCGUGUCCACUUCCACCGUCACUAGUUUCGUGACUAGCGUUCAGCGUGUCAACGCCCAGUUCUACACCCAUAACGUGGGUGUGGCAAACGCCGCAGACUCCCUCACCACGACUGGGGUUGCGACCCAAUUCCUCGGCAAGGUGUUUUUCACCUGGCUGAAUGACUUAGGUGGUCGCGGCUUGAGCAUCAUCCCACCGCUCGAACAUUUCGCGGACCACAUCAGCGGAAACUCUUUCUUCAUUCGCUCCAAAGUCGCUCCUUACGACUAUUGGUACUAUCCCACAUCGUCUAACACGACGAACGCGGUCUAUGUUUCGCGCACCGAACGCACUCGCUUCACCGUUAGUCUCACAGCGGCACUGCAGGCACCGUCAUGAUUGGCUCUGACGAUGUCGUUAUCACGUUGACCACCGCUGAUCUGUCGGUCAACGUCGAUGCCACCAGUGGUCAGGUGAUCCUUUCACUUGCUCCUCUG
This is a messenger RNA of Suillus plorans, 904 nucleotides long. RefSeq lists its product as uncharacterized. Bases 330 to 806 code for a protein of 158 amino acids. The transcript is spliced from 4 exons. The record is from RefSeq and is a predicted model, not a curated record. NCBI's taxonomy places the organism in Eukaryota, Fungi, Basidiomycota, Agaricomycetes, Boletales, Suillaceae.